Drosophila montana is the source of this 2017-nucleotide messenger RNA. It is a transcript of the gene Setd3, whose product is annotated as SET domain containing 3. Bases 130 to 1788 code for a protein of 552 amino acids. Gene Ontology annotation, molecular function: protein binding; protein-lysine N-methyltransferase activity; protein-L-histidine N-tele-methyltransferase activity. The transcript is spliced from 3 exons. Gene Ontology annotation, biological process: peptidyl-lysine monomethylation; actin modification; peptidyl-lysine trimethylation. Lineage: Eukaryota; Metazoa; Arthropoda; Insecta; Diptera; Drosophilidae. The record is from RefSeq and is a predicted model, not a curated record.
ACGAUUGCACGUGUUGCCAGAGCUGCAUUCAAUUUUUACCCUUAUUUGGUUGUUGUUUUGGUGUUGUUGCGCGGCGGCGUCUUUUAACCGGUAAUUCAUUCAACGUAUUUAAUUGUGAAAUAACUCACAAUGGGCAAAAACAAACGCAACAAGCAACAGCAACAACAACAGCACAAAAAUGCUCAGCAGCCAACGGCAGCGGGGACAACGGCAACAUCCACAAACAACGCGGAGGCGGCCAAAAGCAACCGCAUACCCAGCCUCAAAGAUAAGAAACGCAAGGCAAUAAAUUUGGUCAUACAGGCGAUAUUGGAUGUGGUAGAAAUCCAGCCGGCCAAUGCAAACGACGAAUGGAAACAGUACGUAGAGCUGCAGCCACUGCUGGAGCGUCUGAUGGAGCACGAAAAGCCGCUGCAGCUGGCCGUCUGCCCCGCAGACGAUGCCGCCAAUGCAAAUGAACAGACGCGCCUGGCCAAGGUGGCCGCCUUUAAUGAGUGGGCGCGCGCGGGCGGUGUGCAAAGCGAUUGUGUGGAAAUUACAACAUUUCCCGGCUAUCAGCUAGGUCUGCGCGCCACCCGCGAUCUGGCCGAGGGCGAGCAGGUGCUCACUGUGCCGCGCCAGCUCAUCUUUUCCGAGGAGCUGUUGCCCGAGGCACAACGCAAGCUCUUUGUCGACUUUCCCACCCACCUGAAUGUCACAUAUAUGCUCAUCAUUGAGAAGGUGCGCGGCGCCGCCAGUACCUGGCAGCCCUUCAUCGAUACGCUGCCCACGCGCUACAACACCGUGCUAUACUUUACAGUGGAGCAAAUGCAGCGCUUGCGCGGCACAUCUGCCUGCUCCGCUGCCGUGCGUCAUUGUCGCGUCAUUGCACGCAUCUACGCCUCCAUGUACAAGUGCGCCUACAUGCAGCCCGAUGACAGCGUUAUGGCCGGCAUGGCAAAUCUCUUUACCGAGUACGGCCUCUGCUACGAGCUCUAUCGCUGGGCGGUGUCCACGGUGACGACGCGUCAGAAUCUGGUGCCCCGGCAAUUGGCCACGGAUUCCGAUGUAAUACGAUUUUCGGGCUUCGAAAUGAACCCAAUGUCGGAGAAGGGCGUUAGAAACUCACCGAUGUCGGCAUUGAUACCAUAUUGGGAUAUGGCGAAUCAUCGUUGCGGCAAAAUAACCUCAUACUACAAACCGGCCGCACAGCAAAUGGAGUGCAUAGCCCAGGAGGCAUUUAAGGCGGGCGAACAGUUCUUUAUUUACUACGGAGAUAGAUCCAAUGCGGAUCGACUGGUGCAUCAUGGCUUUCUGGAUAUGAAUAAUCCCAAGGAUUAUGUGCAAAUACGUUUGGGUCUCAGUCCAACGGACGCGCUGGCCGAGCAGCGUGCCCUCCUGCUGUCCGAGCUGAAUAUCGAGCGGAAGGCGGAGCUGCGUGUGCUGCCCGCACCGGAGCACAUCUCCGGCGAACUGUUGGCCUUUGUUCGUGUGUUCAAUAUGAGCAAGGAGCAGCUGGAGCAUUGGUGCAGCGAUUUGGAGCGCGCCAUCGAUUUGCUGCACAUUGAUUGUGCGCUUGAAACGGAUCUGGAGACGCGCACCUGGCAGUAUCUAUACCAGCGGCUCAAGCUGCUGCUCGGCGUGCUCGAUGCGACGCUCAAAGAGGCCGAUGAGCAGCAGCAGUUGGAGGCAUUGCAGCAACAGCCAGCUCCAUCCGAGAUUGAUAUCAUGGUAUUGCAGUAUCGUCGCCUCGAACGUCGCAUACUCAGCGACGCGCUGCAAUAUGCCCAGGAGCGCCUCAAGGUCUAAGCAAAGGGGCGCCCAAUCAACUAACUCAAGUGGCCAUUUACCAACAGUCGCAGCGCGUGCCCAAGUCAAACAUAUUUUUUUUUGCCUAGUUCCCAUACAAAGACUCCGAUCCCAGCGAGAAGCCUAAGAAAUCAAUAUCGAUACGAUAAAAACCCAUCAAAUUUGUGGGCUAACAUUUAGAUUCUAUGUCUGGCGGUUUUUUAUAGCCGUCGCAUAGUUUCCCAAAGUG